Messenger RNA from Amphiprion ocellaris (clown anemonefish), 1813 nucleotides. RefSeq names its product SPT7 like, STAGA complex subunit gamma (gene supt7l). The transcript is spliced from 5 exons. Lineage: Eukaryota; Metazoa; Chordata; Actinopteri; Pomacentridae. Bases 207 to 1508 code for a protein of 433 amino acids. The record is from RefSeq and is a predicted model, not a curated record. Gene Ontology annotation, molecular function: protein heterodimerization activity; transcription coactivator activity. Gene Ontology annotation, cellular component: SAGA complex.
UUUCCGACCAAAAUGAAUAUUUUCUUGCGGAACUAACUACCUGUUUGGCUGUUCACCCGAUCUUUUUUGUAACAGGACUUAAAUGAGUAGUUCCUGUGCCGCUUCCCGCAAACAUACGGAGGCUUCAGUUGUUGUCGGAUGUCUCAGCCAGCUCUGGUUCUAGCCUCCCUUCAAGUGUGAGUCCAGCGUGUCUUUGAUCCAUCAUUAUGAUGCGUUACUGGGGUGAGAUCCCAGGACCUGCAGGGGCUCCUCCCAGUCGCAGCUCCUUUGACUUGCUCCAGCGUGAGUUUCGCUCUGUGGAGAUGCAGGACCCUCCACUGCACCAGCCCUCAGCCCAGCGUCCGCGGCCCACCACGAUGCUGGACAUCCCCUCAGAGCCGUGUAGUCUCACCAUCCACACAGUGCAGCUCUGCCAGCAUGCCCGUCGCCUCCGAGGUCUUUUGGCAUCGGCCCAGUCCCAGGCUCAGGGUCAGAGCUCAGCGUCCUCUGAGGGUGGCAGCAGGCUGGAGGAGGCUGACGCCAGCCUGCCCUUACGUCCUCCCACCCCACCUGUCAUGCCAGAUGAUCUGCUUCCUGCGGACAGCAAAACCCCCAGGCAGCCCUUUCAGCUCCGCCACAGCGAUCCUGAAAGUGACUUCUAUAAGGGUAAAGGCGAACCUGUUACAGAGCUGAUUUGGCCCUCCUGUCGGCAGCUUCUUUAUCAGUCAGUAGCCACCAUUCUGGCCCACGCUGGCUUCGAGUCUGCUCAGGAGUCUGUGCUGGAGACCCUGACCGACCUGGUCCAUGAGCAUUACCUGCGUCUCACCCGCCUGCUGCGGGUGGCAGUGGACCGGGAGGCUCGACUGGGGGCCAGUCCCUUCCCAGAUGUAGUGGAGCAAGUGUUCCAUGAGGUGGGCAUCGGCAGUGUACUUGCCCUCCAACGCUUCUGGCAAGUGAGGAUCAAGGACUACCACAGCUACAUGCUGCAGGUCAGUAAGGAUCUGUCGGAGGAAUACGAGCGACUGGUGAAUCCAGAGAAAGCUCUGGAGGAUUCUAAGCCCCUGAGGAUCAAGGAGGAGCCCAUGAGUGACAUCUCCUUUCCUGUUAGCGAGGAGCCAGAGGCUGAUCUGGCCUCUGGGGACCAGGCUCUGCCCAUGGGGGUCCUUGGAGCCCAUGCUGAAAGGCUAGCUUCUGGACUGGAUGGUGAUCAUUCUCCUCAUGCCUCAGGUGGAGGCGGUGCCAACAACUCCCCUCUGUGGCCUCAGGUAAAAAUGGAGCCGCAGGAUGGCGACGAGGGCCAGGCUGGUGGCCACCAUCACCAUCAUCACCACCACCACGGGGUCCUGGGCGGAGACGUGUUCGAGGAAGGGGGGCCCAUGUCCACCAUGAGCGAGUCGGGAGGAGCCAUGGCACCCUCACCGGGUGGGGCGGCGUCAGACACCAGCUACCCGUCACAUUCACCCGACUCCCUGAUGGGGUCCUCGCCAGUCUUCAACCAGAGACCCAAGAAGAGGGCGAAGAAGAUGUGAUGCUGUGUUUAUGGGUGCAAGAAGCUCAAGGAACUGACUCUGAACUCAGCAGCAGGUCUUUCACUUUAGUUAUCAUUCAGUUAAAAAAAAAACAAGGUUCUGACCUCGUAGGGAAACACACCAGCUGUGCAGUGUUAACUGUCAUUCAACCUUAAUAUCAUGAAUGAACUGAACUGAUGGGGGGAUGUUUUGUAGUUUUUCAUGUUUGUUUCUAUGAGUAUAGUUUCUAUCAAAUAUUUGUUAUUUGCUACUAAAUAUAUUAUAGGAAUUUAUCGUCAAAAGAAUAAACAUCUUCUGAAGCACCA